GAAGAAAUUGACAGCUCGCCAGAGCGGAAGUAUCUGCUGCCUCAGCGCGCGCAGCCGCAAUGACGCUGUCCUGCGCAAUCUCUUCUCUUCGGGAGAAAACUUAAGGGCGGAAAAUGACUUCAGAAGAGGCUUGGUUUGGAAAAUAAAAGAUGUCUGUUCCAAGAAAGACAAAUUUGCUCCCCGCUAAGUCAGCACUUUUACCGAAUCGCUGUGGGGCGGGAUAGCUUCUAGUCUUCCGGGUGAUUACCGGAGAUAGGGGAUUCUUGCAGAAAGCAUCUUUGCUACUGAAAACAUCUCAGAUCCUCCCUUGGGUGUAUCCAAUCUGGUGCAGCUACAAGAAUUUGUAACUAACCACAAAAUGGAUUUUAAAGUGCCUGAACCAAUGGAGUGAUGAGGAUUUGCUACCUACUAUAUGAUUCUAUAUGUCUGUAUUUUCUUAAUUUUGAAAUUGCCUGGAGGGGAACUAAGCCUCUAGGUUUAUUUCUAUUUUGGAGGACUCCAAAGGACCAGAGGUGAUUUUUCUUUUUAAUGUGCUUGAUUGAGCUAUAAAUGUAAACAGAGAAGUUAGUGUUCUUUGGGAAGCAGAGGUUUAUUAAGGACAGAAUUGUCUGAUAGAAGGUCUGAUUAAAGUGUUGUAUAUAAUUGAAAUAUUAUGCCUUGUCUCUCAAGUAAUUUUAAGUUCCUUUGGGAUAUUUUUCACAUUAGCUUUAUGGUUUUGCUGUUUUCUGCUCUCUGUUCUAUGGAUGUCAGGUUUUCAUCAAUAUGUAUUUAUAAUACUUUGGUAUAACUUUAACAGCUUCCACUUCUUUAUAUCCAUUUUCACUUAUUUUUUUAGGAUAUGUUUGUUAGAGCAUCAAAGUCAUUUACAUUUUCUUCCCCAGCAUGGUUAAAAAAGUAAUUUCUAUCCUCUAAAAUAUUAAUAACAACUUCAUCUAAAUCAACAUAACUCUUUUAAAUGUGAUUAAGAUUUCCAAAAUUCCCUAUAUUUUUUAUUUAUUUACUUUUCUUCCUUAUACUAGAUUCAAGCCUCCUUGGUAGUAAGCUUUUCUGUAUUGCUCAUUGUGUUCCAGUGCCUAGUAUGAUAAUAUAGGAGAUACACAGACCAAAUUUUUUUUUGCUAAUAGAAUGAAAUAUCUGAUCCAUCUAGAAAGAACAUGAAUAUAAUCUAAAUCCUACAAUGAUUUGUGAGAGAGAAGAGGUUGAAUGUCACCUUAAAAUGAGAUAGAUCCACUUUUCUAUAGAUUUCCUCUCUAAGGAUGGUGUCAAUUGUUAUGAGGAACUUGCCACCAGUUUGAUUUUUAUGUUGACUUUAAAGGAGAAAUUAUGACCUUUCAAGUAAUUACAUUAUUUCUUUUUGUUCCAUAAAGUGUUGAAGAAUGUUUUCUGUCUGCUUCAUCUAAAGUUUCCAGGAUGAUCUAUGUCUUCUCUUUUGAAGAUGAAACUUUUUCACUUGUGCUUAAUUAUGUCUGAUUUUACUUAUUCUAUAGAUAUUAGAGUUUAACUUACUAACCUAUGCAUAGUGCUUUACUUAACUGUAUAAAAUGUGAAACUAUGCUUAUACAUGAAAAUACUCAAAAGUAUUAAAAAAAAAGUUUUUUUAGUUGUAGGUGGACACGAUAUCUUUAUUUAUCUAUUUUUAUGUGGUGCUGAGGAUUGAACCCAGUGCCUCAUGCAUGCAAGGCAAGUGCUCUACCACUAAGCUACAACCCCAGCUCUAAUCCAAACGUUGGAUUUUCAUUUCUUAGAGUUUUAUUAUGCUCAUAUAUUUUUGUAACAGAAGGUAACUUGAAAAUAAAUUCUAUGCAAUUCUGAUUGGCCAAAUUUAUGGCAUAUUUUAGUUAAUUAAUUUUUGAGAUGGAUGAUUGUCUAAGAUAAUUAAAAGGAUUAACUAAAGUUUUCCUAAAGUAUCUGCCUCCUUCAAUUCUGAAAUAUAUUAUCUGCUUUUGAGUUUUACACAUUUUCUAAAUGCUGUCUUUUGGGGAGUUAUGUUUAUGUUUACCCUAAAAGUAAAGCCUCUGCCAUAUUACUAUCAUCUUAAAAUAUAGUUGUUCUUUUCCCCAAAAUCCAUUAGAAAUAUAGAAACACUCUGAAUUUAUGAAAGAAUUACUCUACUGUGAUUGUUCCAUGAAUAUCUGUAAAACCAGUGAAUGGAAGAUUGGAGAGAGCAGUAAAUUCCCCAGUGCAGUAACAAGUCUUCCGAAGGCUUCUUUUGUAUUAUUAAGGAGUAUGACAGGACACUGCUAAUCCUGUUUGUUUGAAAAUUCUCUUUAAUAAACUUUCAAGUUCCUUAAAGAGCUUCUUUUUCUUUGGAGACGAUGGAAGAAGUACUGCUUAUAUUUGGGGGGUAGAAAAUUAUGGAAGUUAAAAAAUAGCAAACAUCCCUCCAAAAAGCAAACUUCUCUAUUGCUAUAUUACCAUAUAUUUUAAAAGUAAAAAGCAGGUUAACAGUUCCUAUAUCAAGUAGAUGCUUCUAUUAAAAAAUAUAUAAAAACUUAACCAAUAGUGGUUUAAACAAUAAGAAAAUCUAUUGUCUCAAAAACCAAGUAGACUAGAGUAUCCUGUCCAGUAAAAAUCUAAUGUGGGCUCCAUAUGUGAGCCACAGAUGUAAUUUUAAAUUAUAUAGGGGAUGGGGGUGUGGUUCAGUGGUAGAAUGCUUGCCUAGAAUGCAUGAGGCCCUGGAUUUGAACCACUGCAUCAAAAUUUAUUAAUCAAUUAAUUGAUUAGUAGCCACAUUAGAGUGGCGAAAAGAAACAAGUGAAAUUAAUUUCAAUAACUAUAUACCUAAAAUACUAGCAUAACAUAAUUUAUAUAAAAAUUAUUAUUGAUACAUUUUACAUUCUUGUAUUUUACUAAAUCUUCAAAUCUAGUGUGCAUUUUACACUUAUAACUCAGUUUAAAGUAGCCAUUUUUCAUGUGCUCAAUAACCACAUGUAGCAGAUGAUGAUCCUUGAAGAAUAAUUGCCUUGGGGCAUGAUACAAUCAUGACUAACACAAACUGUUUUUCUCUUCUAAUUUUGAAGAAUAAGUGUCUAUUUACACUUUUUUUAUUAUCCUUUCAGUCUGCCCUCUUCUCCUUUUAAAUGUCCAAGAGUUGUGGUCACAAGAAACAUGUUGGCAGUGACUGAAAAACUCCUUACUAGUCCAUGACAAGAGUAGCCUUCCCUAAACCAAAGUCUUUUGAUUGGAUUGCACUGACUUGGUCAUGGAUCUAUCUAUGACUCAAUAAUGCCUACUGAGAAAAUAUGCUAUGACUUUCUUAAAAUUGUGAGGCGAUUAUAUUUGGUAAUAUGGGAAUGGAAUCUACUGAUAACUAUUAGGCAGAGGUCAAGGAUCCUGCUGAACAUACUGAAAGGCACAGAACAGUCCCCACACCACAACAAAGAAUUAGCUGUCUCUAAAUAUUAGCAGAGUUGCCAGGCACAGUGGUGUACACCUGUAAUCCCAGUGGCUCUGGAGGCUGAGACAGGAGAAUUGUGAGUUCAAAACCAGACUCAGCAACAGUAAGGCACUAAGCAACUCAGUGAGACCCUGUUUCUAAUAAAAUACAAAAUAGGGCUAGGGAUGUGGCUCAGUGGUUAAGUACCCCUGAGUUCAAUCCCUAGUACCAAAAAGGAAAAAAAAAAAAGAGUUGAGAGAUCCUACAUUAAGCUUAUUAUUUAAGCCUGUAUCCCUCAGUGAGGGAUUCUUGGUUUAUAUUGAUCAGAAUCUACUACAGCUAUGAAUAGAUUAAACUUCCCUUUAGGUAUAUGGAGGGUGGACACCAAAACUAAAAGGAAAUAUUAAAAGAAAGGAAAGGGGACUGACAAACCAAUAAUAUCAAUGAAAUACAAAAAAAGGCUGGGGAUGUGGCUCAGUGGUUAAUUGCCCCUGAGUUCAAUACCUGGUACCAAAAAAAGUAUAUACAUAUUGAAAACUAUUAAUAGGCAUCAAAUUUAAAUUCUUAUAUCUAAUUAUAUAAUGCAAUUACUGGUGAUUUUAGUUUUAUAAGUAUUUUCUACAUUUUUAUAGAGCAAAUUUAUUGUGUUGAACUUGUGGUAAACUUUUCUUUUAAUAAUGUACAAUUCUUUUUCAAUGAAUAAUUUCUCUAGUAACCUUUUUUUUUUUUUUAAGAAGAAGAAGCUUCAGUAUUAUAUUGUCUUCUUCAAAAACAGAAUAUCAAGGUCUGGGGAUGUAUCUUAGUGACAGAGUGCCUGCCUAGCAUGCAUGAGGCCAUAGUUUGAUCCCCAGCACAAAGGGCAAAAAAGAGACAAGGGGAAAAAUUCUGCAAGAAUCUUAAGUUAACAUUUAAUAAACUAAAACGUUUGGUUUAGAUUCUGUGGAAAGACUUUUAUUUUAUUUUGUCCAACUUAAAUCGUGAUUUGCACCCUUUCAUACUAAAGCAAAUAAAUUUGCACCCUUUCAUACUGGUAAUCUACAAGUCCCUAAAAUUAAGCAAAUAAUGUUCCGGAAAUAACAUGUGGGACAUUUCAUUCUGGGCCUCUGGGUGCCGCUGUCGGCCAGCCAGUAGCUGGAGUGAAGCAAAACAAUCCACUGGCGACUCUGACACAGCCAACUGUGUUUUGAGAAAUAUCUCAGGAGAAGAAUGCAGUCCUCUCCCCAAUAGUCUGUUCCAAAUAGGUCCCAAACGUCAGGAUAUUUAAUGACCCUGACCCUGAGUGAGCCGCUGCACCUCCACUUCCACCCCAGAGCGCCUUUGUAAUCCGGAAACAGAGAGCAACCGCAGCGAGGGUAUUCGGGUCUGAGCAGCACCGGGAACAAAAGAGGAAGAAGCCCUAUCCAUACACCGGCAGCUGGCAGCGCACAGGAAGCGCGAUUUCCCUGCCUGCUGACUUUAUACUGCCAAAAAACUUGGUGAUAUUCUUGGAAAGAAGUCUGUGAUUCUAAAUGUGGGGAAUCUGCAUCUCGGUGACCAGAAACUACUGGUAAGUGCUGAUAAUCCUCUUACCUACCAAAGAAAGCAGAGAUCUACUUGAGAAUGACAGGAUGGAUAUAGCAGAAAUGCCUAAGGAAGUGUCUAAGCCACUCGAAUUUGAAAAUCAAAUUCACUGAAAAUCAGAUGAAAGUUUUUGAUUCAUACAUAGUCAUCCUGGAUAUAAAUGAUAAUAUAAUGGCUUUUGGUACAAACAUUUUGUUUUGGAAAUUCUGGAAAACAGCUUAAUUGGUUCAUUGUUUAAAGCCAUCAGAUUUGGAUAUUGGUAGUAACUUUAACUUUAUUAGAUUAGUUUCAACAACCAUUCCUCCAACUCCCAGAACUAAAGGAGAGCACUCAAGCAAUAAAUAUUCUGAAUUGCUAUUGAAGAAACCUUGGAGCAGAGAACCAGAGCUGCCACUUCUUAGUGGUGAGCAUGGGACAGAACAGCUCUAAGCAAGAGAAAGCAUUGGAUGCAAAUGUCAGACCUUGCAUAUUGGACCAUGACAUACAGGGUAGAGCCCAGCCUGCAGAACAUACCCUUCACCACCUUGAAUUCUUCGAGUGAUCCUCCUUGAUCUGAUGACAUCUUUAAGGUAGAGUUCUCCUACACUUUCUGCACAGUCUUGCAGAGCAUACAGAAUAUACCUGCUGCUCCAAAAUUACAGUAAUGCUUGAAUUUGAAAAAAAAAUGACAGGAACAGCAUGAGAUAGAAAAUUAAGAGUGGAAGAGCUCGGGAGCUAUUUCAGAGUCCUAGUUGAAAUGAAGAUCCAGAACUAUAAUGCAAUACAGGUGACUCUCAGCCAGGUGUCUAGUCCUAUUAGAGAUUAGAACUGUGAUUGCCUAACCAGAACAACAGAACUGACCACCCUGCUUAAAUGAAGAGGUAAAAAUUCGUGUAGGGAGGAAUGAUCCCAUUGGCAAAAAAUUCACCUCCAAGAAUUAGUAUGUAAUUAUUUGUUACCUACUGAUGGAAUUCUAAGCUGGAAGAAGAUUCUAAUCUACAAUGUCACUAUCAGAGUCCCUCCCAUGUCCCCCAAAAUAAGCUAUCCUUGUCCUCCAGCACAAGCCUCACCCUGCAUGCUUUGAAAAUGCUCUGGUUUUCUGAAGGCCUCCUUUUUGAUCCAGGUGACCAGGAAUACCCACAGAGACCUUUAUCAAACAAUUUAGCACUUCUGACCAGGUCUUAGGGCUCUCCAUACCUCCUAUUUCUUCCUGACCAGAGAUCUGGCACUGAGAGGCACUGUUGUCCUAUGUUAGUGAGUGCAAAAUGCAGUGGUGUUCAUUGAUACUAACUUUGAACUGAUUCUGGGAGUAGUGAUCAGGGUUUAACAGGCUCAGUGUCAUCCUGAGCCUCCCUGUAAUGGUGAAUAACUUCUUUGAAAGUGCAAGGAGGAUGCUAUCAGGAGCUACAGCUAGAUGAGGCCUUCUUUGACACUGCACUGCACACUACAGUCCUGGUUAUCCAGUUACCAAAGUGGAGACCAACUGGGAACAAGAGUUGACUGUUCUACCACAUAUUUCAGGCCAGCUAACUUAGUUCUUCAACCUAGGGAUUCACAUUAGUUAUGUGUGUAUUAUGCUGCUAAUAGUAACAGAGACAGAGUUUUCUGGUCACCUCCCACAGUGACAAAUCAUCACACUGUGUCUGGUAUUGGCCAACAGUUAUCAGAAGUUGCUGCUAGAAACCGCUGCCAGACAGGCAGAACUUAAGUCUUACCUUGCUCUUGGUACUCUUCUUCACAAGGACUCCGGAUAUCACCCUACACCAGCAACACUCCUGUAGCCCUGACAGUAGGGGAUACUUUCAGCCUGGCCUCUAGUCCAAGAUAGGAUUUGGACUUGCCCCCAAUUUAAAAGAAGAAGUUUGCUUCCCUUCCUACAAUCUCUGUGUGGUUUCAAACAUAAAAUUUUUGUUCCUUAAAAUUAAUUCAAGCAUCUUUCAACUAGAUAUUCUCUAUAGUGUCAGCAAAAAAGAAGCCUUAAAUGUUACAUUGGAUUCAAAUGUAUUCGUGUGAGUUUUAAUAUAUUUAUUUAGUACAUCCUUUUGUAAAUCAUCACUGUUUGUCUUCUGUUGUUGAGUGUAGGGGGCACUUCAAGUUUAACUUUCUGGUUUUAUGUGUAUUUUGAUUUGUCUCAUUUGCUCACAAUUCACUCAGAGAAAAGUUUUGUGUGCAAUUAGUGUACGUUGUGUAAAGUUAUGGGGGUACCUAUUAAAGAGUUCCUUCCUUGCAAUAUUGAAGGAGGCUUAUUGCAUCUUCAAAUUACUACUACCCUUGGGCUUCAUAUACUUGUUUUUUAAAAAUUGAGAAACUGGGGCUGGGAUUGUGGCCAGUGGUAGACCACUUGCCUAGCAUGUGUGAGGCAAUAGUUUGAUUCCCAGCACCACAUGUGAAUAAAUAAAAUAAAGUCCACUGACAACCAAAUAAAUAUUUUUUAAAAAUAAGAAACUGCACAAUUGGUUUAACAAGAACAAAAAUUCUCUUAAUGAUUCCUGUGGCCUUUGAUUAUUUCUUUCCUCAUAUUCUGAAUCUUUCUUAAAAAUGAUGUCUAAGUGUUGGCUGCCAGGAUCUGGCUCAAGUUGUUCUUGAAAAUGUUCCUGAAAACUCUGGAGUGCAGAGAGCAUAUCAUUUAAUGGUUGGAUAAAGAUAAACAACUCACUCUAAGCCUGAGACAUUUUAGAUAGUAACCUUUUUCUAAUACUGCAAUGAGUAAAAGAAAGAAGCCAAUGUUCUCAUUUUCUUAAUUAAAAAAUACUGCUAUUUAAGAAAACCAAUUUCUUUGUAGAAAAUAUUGUGUGAUUAUUAGAGAAUAACACUAUCCUUAUAGACUGCCUUAAAAUAAAGAUUGUGGCCUUUUUUCUUUUCACUUAUGAAGAAUAUUGUCAUACCUGUCUCUUAAAUUUGAGUUCUAAAUUAUAUAUUCAUGUAAUGUUUGUAAAUGAAAUUCCAAGAGCCCAAGUUAUCUUAGUCAAAAUAUAUUAGCUUUGGAUGAAUUUAAUUUUUUAAAAAGCCCCACAAUAUAUAGACACUUCCAAAAGAGAAGAAAAAUAUGGAUCGAAUUAAAACAUCAUCUUCAAAAUCCCAAGGAUUUUGUGAAUAUUCAAAGCACGAUGGAAAAGAAACAGUGUGAUCCAAUUUUUGAAAGUUUAACUUACAUUCUAAAAGCUUUUCUCCCUCCAAUGUUUUUCAUCCUUCAAAAAGAAAUUGCUUUGUGUGACCUGACAAAUUAUCAAGUAGUCAAGAUAUACAACAGAGCCAGUUGCGGUGACUCAGGCCGGUAAUCCCAGCCAUCCAGGAGGCUGAGGCAGGAGGAUCAUGAGUUCAAAGCCAGCCUCAGUAAAUGCCAGUCGCUAAGCAACCCAGUGAGACCCUGUCUCUAAAUAAAAUUCAAAAUAGGGCUGGGGAUGUGGUGCAGUGGUCCAGUGCCCCUGAUUCCUCCUAGCAGAAAAAAACAUAUACAACAGAAAAGGUGGAGGGACAGUUUUCUCCUCUUUGUGGUAUGAGAAAGUUCUUAACCCUUAUUCCCUGAAUGGCAAACAGAGAAAGCAGAUAACUUGGCAAUACUGGGAUUCUCCCACAUAUUGCAAUUGGGUCACCUUUACAUACUUUUAAGUGAACAUCGCUUCUCCUUUUCUUACAUAUAUGGUAAAUGAUUAAUUAUUCCCUUUACAGUAAGCUAAGAUUUAGGAAAACAUGUUAUCAGGUGAACGAAAAAGCUUUUCUAGGAGUGCAGUAACUGGUUAGAACUCUGGGCGUCGCUGUUCACCAAUCUGGCAAUACCAGCACUACACGCACGCCCAAUUUAAAAAAAAAAAAAAAUUGUUCCUCUUUAGACCUUCAUCACUUGCCACGAAAUAAAAGUGUCUAUCUGAGGCUGCCCAAACCCUAAUUCUGGAUGACUCUGUGUUCGGAAUUGUCUUGAAAAUUGAGGUAAUGUAGCCUCUGAAAAGCAGAGAAAGGAUACCCUUUGAUGCUAGACUGAGAAAUUACGAAUCCAGAGAGCAAUGGCGAUUCCGGCGAAGCUGACCCGCUGCAGCGGGAUGGUGAUGCUGUGCCUUUUUCUGGAGCUGCUGUUGGCAGCCAGUGCCAGGAAUAUCCUAUACUCAGUGCCAGAAGAAACAGACAAAGGUUCCUUCGUGGGCAACAUUGCCAAGGACCUGGGGCUGGAGCCCCAGGAGCUGGCGGAGCGCGGAGUCCGCAUCGUCUCCAGAGGUAGGACGCAGCUUUUCUCUUUGAACCCGCGAAGCGGCAGCUUGGUCACCGCAGGCAGGAUAGACCGGGAGGAGCUCUGUGCCCAGAGCGCACGGUGUCUGGUGAGUUUUAACAUCCUUGUUGAGGAUGAAAUGAAACUUUUCCCUAUUGAAGUAGAAAUAAUUGAUAUUAAUGACAACACUCCACAAUUCCAGUUUGAAGAACUGGAAUUUAAAAUGAAUGAAAUAACGACUCCAGGUACCAGGAUCCCUCUUCCUUUUGGGAAAGACCUUGAUGUGGGUAUGAACUCACUCCAGAGCUACCAGCUCAGUUACAACCCUCAUUUCUCCCUGGAUGUGCAACAUGGACCUGAUGGGCCCCAACAUCCAGAGAUGGUGCUGCAGAGUCCGCUAGACAGAGAAGAAGAAGCUGUUCACCACCUUGUGCUCACUGCCUCUGAUGGGGGCAGCCCAGUUCAUUCAGGGACCGUCCGCAUUCGUGUUCAGGUGGUGGAUGUGAAUGAUAACCCUCCAGCCUUUACUCAGGCAGAAUAUCAAACGAGUGUCCCUGAAAAUGUCCCACUAGGCACCCAGUUACUCAUGGUAAAUGCCACUGAUCCAGAUGAGGGAGCCAAUGGAGAAGUAACAUACUCCUUUCAUAAUAUAGACCACAAAGUGGCCCAAGUAUUUCAGUUGAAUUCAUACACAGGAGAAAUAUCAAAUAAAGAACCACUGGAUUUUGAAGAAUACAAAAUUUAUCCAAUGGAAAUUCAAGCUCAGGAUGGUGCUGGACUCAUGGCCAGAGCUAAGGUGCUAAUCAAAGUUUUGGAUGUAAAUGAUAAUGCCCCAGAAGUGAGUAUCACUUCUGUUACCACUGCAGUCCCAGAAAAUUUUCCUCCUGGGACCAUAAUUGCUCUUAUCAAUGUGCAUGACCAGGACUCAGGAGAAAAUGGUCAUAUCACAUGCUCCAUUCCUGAAAAUCUACCUUUUAAAUUGGAAAAGUUAGUUGAUAAUUAUUACCGUUUAGUAACAGAAAGAACACUGGACAGAGAACUUACUUCUGAGUACAACAUCACAGUAACAGCAACAGAUCAGGGAAAUCCAACUCUGUCUACCCAAACUCACGUUUUGCUCCUAGUGACAGACAUCAAUGACAAUCCCCCGCUUUUCUAUCAGGACUUCUAUUCUAUCUACAUUCCUGAAAAUAACCCCAGAGGGGCCUCUAUCUUCUCAGUGAGAGCCCAGGAUAUCGACAGCAAUGAAAAUGCUCAAAUCACUUACUCCCUGGUGGAGGACAUCAUUCAGGGAGCACCUUUGUCCUCCUACCUCUCCAUCAACUCUGACACUGGGGUCAUUUACACAUUGCGAUCUUUUGACUAUGAACAGUUCCAGAACUUGCAACUGAGAGUGACAGCCCAAGAUAGUGGGAACCCACCACUCAGCAGCAAUGUGUCACUUAGCCUAUUCAUCCUGGACCAGAAUGACAAUACUCCAGAGAUCCUGUACCCUGUCCUUCCUACGGAUGGUUCCACUGGCGUAGAGCUGGCACCCCGCUCUGCAGAGCCUGGAUACCUGGUGACCAAAGUGGUGGCAGUAGACAGAGAUUCAGGUCAGAAUGCAUGGCUGUCCUAUCGCCUGCUCAAGGCCAGUGAGCCAGGGCUUUUCUCAGUGGGGCUGCACACAGGUGAGGUGCGUACAGCAAGGGCCCUGCUAGACAGAGAUGCUCUCAAGCAGAGUCUUGUGGUAGCUGUCCAGGACCAUGGCCAGCCCCUUCUUUCAGCCACAGUCACACUCACCAUAGCUGUGGCAGACAGCAUCCCUGACAUCCUGGCAGACCUGAGCAGCAUCAGUACCAUUGCCAACCCUGAAGACUCAGACCUCACGCUGUACCUGGUGGUGGCAGUGGCUACUGUCUCCUGUGUCUUUCUUGCUUUUGUCACUGUGCUGCUGGCACUCAGACUUCGGCGCUGGCACUCAACACGUUUGCUCCAGGCAGCAGGCAGUGGGUUAGAAGGCAUGCCUGCCUCACACUUUGUGGGCAUAGAAGGAGUUCGUGCUUUCCUGCAGACCUAUUCCCACGAGGUCUCCCUCACCACGGACUCCAGGAAGAGUCACCUGAUCUUCCCUCAGCCCAACUAUGCAGACACACUCAUCAGUCAGGAGAGCUGUGAGAAAAAGGAUUUUCUAUCAGUACCGCAGUCUUUACUUGAAGAUAAAAAGGAAAUAUUUUCUCAGGUAAUCUUGUAGUAACUUUAUAAACUAUCUAGAUUUAAGUAAUUUUUUUUUACUUACUUACUUUCACUUUUUACUACAGUUUUUUUUUCUCAUGUGCCCUAGUAGAUUUCUAUUACAAUCAUUGGAGAAUCGUGAUUAAACAGGAUUACAAUUUACAUUCAUUAUUUAUUAUUAUUUUCACAUUGAAAAGACAUCUGUAAUCAUAGGUAGGAGAUAGAGAAGAAGAGUAGGUGUAUAGUGCUGCAUGUUCUUUUGGAAAGAGCACCAUACUAGGAAAUCAGGAAAUCUAGCUUCUAACAUUUUCUGGCUUGAUUCUGGCCAAAUUAUUUCAUUGUUUUGAGUUUAUUGUCUUCUUAUCUGAAAGAAAUGGAGUUUAUCUAGAAAAGGCUGGCCAAUAUUUAGAAGACUAAUACUACUUUCUCAUUUCCUUAAGUUAUAAGCAUCUGAUAAUUUAUUUAAAGCAGAUAUCAUCUGUCAGGAUGUUGUAGUAUUUUAUUUAGCAACAUUUGAAAAGGUGAAGAUUGUCUAAAGUAGUAUUUUCAGUUAUGUUAAUUUAAAAUUACAGAAAUUGAUAUAAGCUGCAAUUUUAAAUUGUUGUUGAAUAUCUUGGUCCUUUGUUUAAUCUUUUAUUAUGAGAUAUUUUAUGAAUGCUGAAGAAUACAUCAAUUUAAGUAAUUUCCAAAAUGAGGGACAAAGUGAACCACAGAAAAUUUAUCUUGCAACUUGAGAACUUUUAAAGCCUCCUUAUUGUACAUUAUGCCUGUAAUGAAAAUGACUAACAAAAAUCAAGUAUAUAUUCCAUUUUAAGUUGUAUUAACUCAACAGGAAGAAAUACAUUGUAAAGGAGUAAGCCCAAAAGAAGUGAUAGGAAUACAUUUUGAUGAUAUUUGCCAUCCUGACUUGUUUACAGACUCUAACAAUUUAUCUGUAUAUCCACAUUCAUGGCAACAUUAUUCACAACAGCCAAAAGGUGGAAGCACUCCCAAGUGCCCACUGACAGAUGGAUGGAUAAACAAAAUGUUAUAUAUGUGUGUGUAUACACACAUGUACAUCAUAUACAUAUAUACAAAUAUACAUACAUACAUGUAUAAAUACAGAUUAAAAAGGAAGGAAAAGGGGGAAAUUUUGCCGUAAUGAGACACGAUGAACAUUAGAGACAUUGUACUAGGUGAAAUACCAGUCAUAGAAGGACAAAUACUGUAGGAUUCCUCUUAUAUGAGGCUCCUACAUUAUUCAAAUUCACAGAGACAAAAGUAGAAUUAUGGUUGCCAAGUGCUGGAGGGAGGGGAACAGGAGCUUGUGUUUAAUACAGAGUUUCAGUUGGGGAGGAUGAAACAGUUCUGGGGGUGAAUAGUGGUGAUAGUUACACAAUAAUGUAAUAUGAUUGUAUUUAAUGUCACGAAUCACAACUUAAAGUGAUCAAAGUGGGAAAUUUUGUUAUAUGUACUUUACUGCAAAUUUUCAAGAAAUCAAGUCCACUUACCCUGCUGGUAAGAUGAUGUUUUUUUAAAAUCCACAUGUAAAAGCUAUGUGGAGAAGGAGAGGCCAUGAGACUAUAAAAACAGUCUCCCAGAUACCUCAGUAUACCAGCUGAGCCCAGUCCUCAGAUGAUGCUAUACAGUGACCACAAGCAAGCUAGCAAAAGAACUGAAACAACUCAUCCCGUCCCAGAUGGAAGAUUAUUGAACAAAUGAAUCCAAGUUGUAUUAAGCCACUAAAUUUUAGGAAUGGUUUAUUAUACAGCAAAGAUAACUGAAGCAAUGUGCAUGUGACUUGACCCAGGAAUGGUUUCUAGUUGAUAUCCUUGGCCUAGGAAAAAAUUUGUAUAUAUGGAGAGAUGUCUAGUUUUUGCCUGUUGGUGCAAUAACAAAGAGGAAAAAGAGGGAAGGAAAUCAAAAGAAAAGAAAGUAUCAUGAAAUAAGUAAUUUAAUACCCUAUUAUAGAUAAACAGGAAUACAUUUUUAUGAUUUUUCACAUUAAUGUGGUUUUAUACAGCAAAUAAAAAGAAUGUAACAUAAAUAAAUUUCAAAAUGUAAUGAUGAGGAGAAAGUGACUCACAGAAUAAAUAUGGCAUGCUACUAUUGAAUUUCAAAUAAGCAAAAAUGUAUGGAUGCAAGUAUAUGUAGUUAAAGAAUAAAAACAUGGAGCUGGAGAUAUAGCUCAGAGGUAGAACACUUGAUAUGGUCUUGGGAUCAAUCCCUAACACUGCAAAAUAUAAAAUAAAAGCAUGGAUGGGAAUAAUAAAUGUGGUUCUGUAUCCUGGAUGUUGAUUAGUUCUACAGAGGGAGAAAUGUGGCUGUUACUAAAAAAGAGUACAAAAAUACCUCAUCUCUUCCCAUGGUUUCAUUUUUAAAAUUUCAGGAAAGAAUUAUAAAUGGUCAAUGCCUUUUUAGAAAUGGAGUAUUUACCUUAGUCUCAAAGUAUCUCUCUGUAAGAAAGUUAUUAAUUACAAAGGGAAACACAAUAAUUUUACAAUAGGGAGAGCUGGAAGUUACAAGGAAGUUACCCUAGUGAUCAAAGUUAAUAUUAACAGUACUGGGACAAAUAUAUCAUGUACCUCCUGAUAAGAUGCACUGAGAAGAAUACAUCAUCAUUCCUGUAGUAUUUGUGCUAUAACCUGAAUCUAAUCAGGAAAAAGAAUCAGAUAAACCCUAAUGAAAGACAUUUUACAAAAUGCUGACUAGUGUUCUUCAAAAGUAUAAAGUCAUGGAAUAUUUAAAAAGCCUGAUAAACUGCCUCAGAUUAAGUGCUACUAAAAAGACAUAAUUAAAUGCAGUGUGUGGCCCUGGAUUGGAUCCUAAGCCAGACAAUUUUUAUUUUGCUUUAAAAUGUCAUUAUUAUAACAACUAACAAAAAUCUGAUAAUUUUUAUCAUAUUUUGGUAAUGGUAGAAUGUUCUUAAUUCUAAAAAAAUACAAGGAAGUAUUUUAAAAUGAAGUAUCAUGUCUGAAACUUACUCUGAUUCUGGGGUGGCAGGGGAGAACAUGAAACCAAAAUGUUAAUAUUUGGGGAAAUGUGAGUGAAGACAUGAAAUCCAUAUCCUCAGAUUUCAUGUCUGUCGAUUCAACCAAUCAUAGAUUGAAAAUAUUUGAAAAAAAAAUUACAUCUAUAUUGAACAUGUACAGGCAAUCUUGUCAUUAUUCCCUAAACAAUAAAGUAUAACAACUAUUUAUAUAGCAUUUACAUCAUAUUAGGUAUUAUUUGUAAUCUAGAGAUGACUUAAAGUGUACAGAAGGAUAUACAUGGAAAUGCUAUGCUAUUUUAUAUACAAGACUUGAGUAUCCUUAGAUUUCAGUAUCUACUAGAGCCCUAGAGCUAAUCCUCCUCAGAUAUCAAGGGAUAACUAUACAUGAGAAUUCUUUGCGCUGUUUUUAUAACUUUUCUAUAAAUCUGAAAUUACUCAAAAUAAGGUUUGAAAACCAAUCUCAUUUACAUAUGGCAACAUGUCAAGAUUUGAUAAAGUCAACUGGUAUGCACAUAAACUUUGACCAUUGUAUUUUCUGUACUAGUCUGUAUUUUUUAAAUUUUUCAAAUAUAUUUUUGAAAUAAACAUAUUAUACAGGAGUACAUAAAAAUGCAAAAGACACACAUGUGUUGUAUUUUAUGCCCUUAGAAAAAAUAAAUAUCAGGAAAAGGAAUUAGCAACCUCAGACAUCUUUGAAUGAUUGAUUCCUAGGCUAUGAUGAGAACCCCUUCCUGCUCAAGUUUUAUCUAAUUAACAAAGCCAUCUUCAGUUUCCAUAACAUUCCAUGCUGUCUCUGAGAUUCUAGAACAUUAUUCAAGCCUCUUUGUCUAUCCAAUUGCACUGUUUAGGAUUCAUCUCCAAUCAUGUCCUGGAAGUCUUUCUUGAUCCCUAAAUAUAGGCUGAAUAGCCUACCUCUGUAUGCCCCCAUUGCCCACCUUAUGUCAUAGCCGUUAUUAUACUCUAUAAUAAGACCUUCUUUACUAUUGUGUGUCCUCUCCAAUCUUUCAAGUUUCCUGAGAACAGGUUCAUUGUUUCCAUCUCCAGCCUGGAUCAAAUAAAGUGUGAAGUACAUAUGCCAAAUUAAGGGUCUGAUGAUUCAGUAAAUACAGAUUUGGAACUUGAAUCCGAAACCAUCAAGCACAGAAAUUCAAAACAUAUAACCUUAGAAGAAAAUAUAGCUAGUGUUUUUAAAUGGAUCUUUUUUUUUUUUUUGUCUCUGUACAAAUAAGGGGUGGAAAAUGUUUGAAACGAGAGCAACUGUAGAGUUAAUUACUUGAGCAUUCAAUAAUACUCUAGCAACUACUAUCAAGGUCACAUACACUUAGACCACUGUUAUUAAUUCUGAGAAGAAGAGUUCUAGCUUCAAAGAUUUAUUUCUAAAGUGUCUUAGGACUGUAAUUGUCUUUAAAGCAAUUUUUAAAAAGUCACAGCCAAACAUCAACAAGAUAUAACCGGGAUUUGCCUGAGCGGGUGCAGAAACUAUCUAGGCCUCUGAGCGUCGCUGUUUACCACAUAAGGAGUAAAAGGCAGGGAGACAACCAACCCAACAAUACCGCUUCCACAACAUAAAGGGCUGGCAUUUGGUCCGCAAGCUCCGGGAUGGCGAAGAAACUCAGUCCGGCAGCCCGUUAGUUCUCACCACGGAGACCUGGGUCUUGUAGGUGCUGGUUGUCUCAGACCCUGGGAAAUAAAGAUCGGCGGAAUUCCUCACUGGAUGCUGGAAGUGGACUUAAAAGAAAACACCGCGGCUCUGCAAAGGGAAAUGGCGUCUCUGCAAAGGUCACUGCACUACAGAAGUCUGGUCCUGCUGUGUCUUCUCUUGGCCGACCUUUGGGAGGCAGAAGCUGGGCAAAUUCGCUAUUCUGUGCCAGAGGAGAUCGACAAAGGCUCCUUCGU
Messenger RNA from Marmota monax (woodchuck), 16197 nucleotides. RefSeq names its product protocadherin gamma-A1. Gene Ontology annotation, molecular function: calcium ion binding. The record is from RefSeq and is a predicted model, not a curated record. Gene Ontology annotation, cellular component: plasma membrane. The transcript has a single exon. Gene Ontology annotation, biological process: homophilic cell-cell adhesion. Lineage: Eukaryota; Metazoa; Chordata; Mammalia; Rodentia; Sciuridae. Bases 8917 to 11349 code for a protein of 810 amino acids.